Messenger RNA from Purpureocillium lilacinum, 816 nucleotides. The record is from RefSeq and is a predicted model, not a curated record. NCBI's taxonomy places the organism in Eukaryota, Fungi, Ascomycota, Sordariomycetes, Hypocreales, Ophiocordycipitaceae.
AUGGGGCAACGCUUCUCCGUCUUCUCGUCCAAGAGUAACACGGCCGCCGAAGAAUAUCUGGCCAAGCCUAGCGGCGCUUGCUGUCUGGAGGGCACGAUCCAUCAAGGGGUGUCGCGCGGCAAGUGGGAGACAAUUGCAGAUGUCGAAACCUACAUCGCCACUCCGCCUGCCGGCAAGGAGAAUGGAAACGUCCUGCUCUACUUUCCCGAUGUGUGGGGUAUGUUCCCCAAUGGAUUAUUGGUGAUGGAUGCCUUUGCGGAUGCCGGAUAUCUCGUCCUUGGCCUGGAUUACUUUCGGGGGGACCCCGUUUGGAAGCACCGAAAGAACCGCCACGACAAAACCAACCCAAACUUUGACUACGAGGCGUGGAAGCGCAAGCACACUGCCUUUGCGGACGAGGCUGUCCCCAAAUGGGUCAAGGCCGUCUCAGAUCGUUACAAAGGCGAUGGCGUCAAGUUUGCCUGCGUGGGAUAUUGCUUUGGCGCGCCGUAUGUCUGUUCGGAGCUUGCCAAGGACACGGUUUCGGUCGGCGCCUUUGCGCAUCCGGCGUUCCUAAAAGAGCAUCACUUUGAGAACAUCAAAAAGCCAUUGUUCCUAUCAUGUUCCGAGACCGACCACACGUUCGACGUGCCAUCACGGAGGCGCGCGCUUGACAUCCUGGAAAAAGGAGGAAAGAUAUAUCACUACCAGCUUUUCAGCGGUGUAAGUCACGGCUUUGCUUUGCGAGGGGACCCCAGCGAUCCAUAUCAACGCUGGGUCAAGGAGCAAAGUCUCGCGGGAAUCGUGAACUGGUUCGACUACUGGCUGGCCCAAUGA